UCUGCCUACGAGAGAUUGUACGGCUAUUCUGGGACACCCUGUAUAUAUAUGUAUAUAUAUAUAGUAGGUAUACUUCAACUCGAGUCUGUAAUCAUUAAAGAUGCGCUUUAUAAAUACGUAUGAUAUUGUAUUUAUACUAGAUUUGGUUUCCGUCAGAGCUCAAUUGUGUGUUGUUUUUAGGUAUUUAAUAAAAUAUAAUAAAAUGUUCUCUCUUUGAUUUUACAGGUUUACUUACUGUUCUGUACAUACAUAGAAAGAUAUGUUUACACACAGAAAGAUGUAAAAAACCAGACAGCAUUUCGCUCUAAAGCGAGAGAGAUAAUAAAGAGAAAAAAAAAAUAAUUAUACAUCGCGCGCCACUGUAUCAUUUAUCCCGAUCCGUUGUAUAUUUAUAAAAGUGUUUGACAAACAUGUUUACUUGAUGAAAACUAUACGGUAACCAGCUCAAGAUAUUUUUCUGUUACAAACGUACACACCUAAGCUAUAAAAACUGGUUUGACUGCUUCUCAAUCAACUCGUACGUUCGUUUUCUAAAAAUCGUUUGAUCGUCGCAACACGUAGUGCUUGAAAUGUAAAGAAGCAGAUCAUACCGCGCUCAGUAUGUAUAACAAUCUCAGAAAAAUUUCAAAAUUCCACUACAUCGGACGAAACAAUCGUCGAGGAAUAAGUUCGUUGAUUGCUCGCGUAGAACCCGAAUUGGCGGCGAUAGUAAACGCCGGCACGUGGAAAAAUGAGAUCGCGAUCGCUUCACCUCAACGAACGAGGAUUACAUUGUCAAAUGGGAAGGAGGCGCUCAACUUUUGCUCGAACAAUUAUCUAGGAUUAUCGGAUAACAAAGACAUUAUUAACGCGGCGAAGAUUGCGUUGGACAAAUACGGCGCUGGUAUGAGCUCCGUAAGAUUUGUGUGCGGGACGCACGAAUUACACGUCGAACUGGAAAAGAAGAUUUCCACGUUCCACGGCAGAGAAGACACGAUACUUUACGCGUCCUGUUUCGACGCAAACGCCGGUAUCUUCGAGACUCUGUUGACUGCCGAUGACGCGGUGCUGAGCGACGAAUUGAAUCACGCGUCCAUCAUCGACGGAAUACGAUUGUGCAAAGCGAAGAAAUGCAGAUACAAGCAUAGAGAUAUGACGGAUUUGGAAAGUAAACUUCAGGAGAACAAAUCGGCACGUUUGCGCCUUAUUGCUACGGAUGGAGUGUUUUCGAUGGACGGUACAGUCGCACCACUGCCGAAGAUAAUCGAACUCGCCAAGAAGUACGACGCUGUCACAUUUGUGGACGAUUGCCAUGCAACUGGGUUUUUUGGCAAAACUGGCAGGGGUACGGAAGAGUACUUUGGUCAUUUGGGAGACAUCGAUAUCAUUAACUCCACGUUAGGAAAAGCUCUCGGAGGAGCGUCGGGCGGUUACACGACUAGUAAAAAGGAGAUCGUCGCUUUGUUAAGACAGAAAAGUCGACCGUAUCUGUUCUCGAAUUCCGUGCCGCCGCCCGUAGUAGCGUCGGCAAUUAAAGUCAUGGAUCUUAUAACGCAUAGCACAAAGUUCUUGGAUCGUUUGGCCGGAAAUACAAAGCGUUUCAGAAACGCUAUGACCGCGGCCGGUUUUACAAUCAGCGGCGAUAAUCAUCCCAUUUGCCCCGUUAUGCUGGGCGAUGCGAAAUUAACGGCAACGUUUGCAAAUAAAAUGAUAGAAAAAGGAAUUUACGUUAUUGGGUUCAGCUAUCCCGUGGUGCCGAAGAAUAAAGCGAGAAUACGUGUUCUAAUUAGCGCUGCGCAUACCAACGAAGAUAUAGAUCAAACCGUGAACACUUUUAUACAAAUUGGAAAAGAACUUGCAGUGAUUCCAUAAAUAUAUUUUUCGACAAUAUAAAAAAUUAGAGACAAUUUUUAUAUAUGCAUUAUAAAUAUCUUUUGUUAUCGUAUAUGUAACUAUUCUCUCGUGAUUUCAGCUGGUUUAUAUGAUUAAAU
Pseudomyrmex gracilis is the source of this 1970-nucleotide messenger RNA. RefSeq names its product 2-amino-3-ketobutyrate coenzyme A ligase, mitochondrial (gene Gcat). Bases 601 to 1851 code for a protein of 416 amino acids. Gene Ontology annotation, biological process: biosynthetic process; L-threonine catabolic process. The transcript is spliced from 7 exons. Lineage: Eukaryota; Metazoa; Arthropoda; Insecta; Hymenoptera; Formicidae. Gene Ontology annotation, molecular function: pyridoxal phosphate binding; glycine C-acetyltransferase activity. The record is from RefSeq and is a predicted model, not a curated record.